Messenger RNA from Saprolegnia parasitica CBS 223.65, 519 nucleotides. RefSeq lists its product as hypothetical. The record is from RefSeq and is a predicted model, not a curated record. Bases 1 to 519 code for a protein of 172 amino acids. The transcript is spliced from 2 exons. Lineage: Eukaryota; Oomycota; Saprolegniomycetes; Saprolegniales; Saprolegniaceae.
AUGCUCUGGAAGCGCAACGAGACAGAGAACGACAUGGAAAUGCUCAUCAAGAUCCUCAACUGCCUCAUGCACCUCGCUGGUGGCACGUGCGACGGCAAGCUCAUCGCGUACCCGCUGCCGACGCUUCACGACGAGUACGACGAGCUCGUCUCGAGUUACCACCGGCAAAAGCUGGCCGCGACCUUUCUCCUCAGCGACGACCAAGUCACCAAGCAGCUCCUCCCCAUGGUGCUUGAUUUCGUCAACGACAUCCAGCAGAAAGACGUGGCCGAAGUGGCGAGUCGGUGCAUCGCCGCACUCGUUCCUCGCCUCUCGGGCUCGAUCAAGAAGACACAGAUCAUUCGCAUUGGCAUCGAGAAGGGCGACGUGUCCCAGGCCGCGGGCUCGCGCCUCAUUUGUUGCUGGGUCCUUGGCCUGCUCACGGCGUCGACGCUGCUCUCCGAGGCCGACAUUGAGAGUCUCUUUUUCCAAAAGGCACGCCGACGACCGAGCACCGAUGCAUCUGACUUUCUGUCGUGA